AUGAUCACUAGUGAACUGGAUCCUACAACUGUAUCAUUAGGCUCUGCACUAUUUGACUCGUCCGAAUUGACCUUUCAUCCCAGCAUUUUGGAGCAUUUCCUUACCACAGCCCUUGAAGAAGCCGGCCAUACUCAGCAUCACAAUUUGAUCGAAUCCAAACAAAUGCCGCCCUCUAUUAGUUGGCCGUAUCAAUUAUUUGCCCUUCCAUUUACUAUCCAUAUAAUCACGCCUACUGCUACCAGUUUUACAAACCGCACGAGUGCCUUUGGUCUUGGCUGGCAUCAGCUCGCCAGAAUAGGCCUCUCAGUUGGCCUGCCUGAGGCCUUGACUGGCAUCCUCCCCGGCUUUGUCAAUUGGCCAUCCACCGAUCCCAUUGCCUCGGCUUAUCAAAAAAUAUUCACUUUGCUUCUUAAAGUCAAAUACACUGGCUGGCUGGUAGCCCGUCUACAUAGCCAAUUUUAUCGACAUAUUGGCCAGAGCCGAUCUUUGACAUAUAUUCAUGACCCCUUGGAUCAAACGAGACAGAUGAGGCGGCAUCAAGCAGAACUGUGGCUGCAUGAAGCUGGCCAGGUUGUGAGGGGCCUCGAUGGCUAUUUAGCUAACCAGGUAGUUCUGGCAAGCUGGAGCGAGUUCCGCACACGUUUGGACGAGGGCCUAUGCAGAGCAGAACUCCUUGAACCGCUAGACAGGGGUGCGAAAAUCAUUUCUGGGAUUGGAGCGCCUUCGUGGUCUGGUGUUCCAGAAACUACCAAUUGCUUCUUUGGCAAUAGAAGCUAUGCGGAUCUUUCUCAAGUGACUUGUCUUCGGGACAUCUACCAGCUCCAUUCAGACUACUUGGGUAAAGUGCUGACUCGGUAA
Molecule: messenger RNA, 858 nt
Organism: Protopolystoma xenopodis
Lineage: Eukaryota; Metazoa; Platyhelminthes; Monogenea; Polystomatidea; Polystomatidae
Source: the annotation of a GenBank genome assembly